AUGACUUCUCGGGCAAUCAAUCAUGGGAUGUUCAUGGGCGGACGAUUCAUCCUCGGCUUUGGAGUCUGUUUCGUCAAUGUUAGCGGGCCUGUGUACGUUGGCUCUAUUGUCGCCGCCUGGGUCGUCUAUGGCACCAAGAACCAGGAGAACGGCUGGCGCAUUCCCCUCUAUUGUCAGUUCAUUGCUAGCGGUAUUGUCGUACUGUUUGCUUGGUGGCUACCCGAAUCUCCUCGAUGGCUCGUUAGCCACGGUCGCAUUGAUUCAGCCAGAGACGUCCUGGCACGAUACUAUGGGGAAGGCGACCGGGAACAUCCUCUGGUCAAACUUCAGCUUUCCAAGAUAGAAUACCAGAUCUCUACAGAAGGAUCUGAUAAGAGAUAG
This is a messenger RNA of Penicillium daleae, 381 nucleotides long. RefSeq names its product lactose permease. Gene Ontology annotation, molecular function: carbohydrate:proton symporter activity. The transcript has 2 exons. Bases 1 to 381 code for a protein of 126 amino acids. Gene Ontology annotation, biological process: carbohydrate transport; transmembrane transport. The record is from RefSeq and is a predicted model, not a curated record. Gene Ontology annotation, cellular component: membrane. Lineage: Eukaryota; Fungi; Ascomycota; Eurotiomycetes; Eurotiales; Aspergillaceae.